This is a messenger RNA of Umbelopsis ramanniana AG, 467 nucleotides long. RefSeq lists its product as uncharacterized. The coding region runs from base 94 to 348 and encodes 84 amino acids. The record is from RefSeq and is a predicted model, not a curated record. Gene Ontology annotation, molecular function: protein binding. Lineage: Eukaryota; Fungi; Mucoromycota; Umbelopsidomycetes; Umbelopsidales; Umbelopsidaceae. The transcript has 3 exons.
AAUGGAUAGGAUUCAAGUUCUGAUGAAUCAAAUACAAAAGGGAUUCAAAAUGUAGUUGUCAUCCGUGACUACGCUUACGCAUCCUCCCACCCUAUGCAUCGAGGCAUCCCUAUAUCCCCCAUAAUAGAAUCAACUCGGCCCACUUCCGAAAUAUCCUUGUCUUCGUCCGAAUUCACUGGCCGGCAAGCAAAGGCUCUUUAUGAUUUUGAGCCAGAAUCCGCAUCAGAAUGUGCACUGCGGACUGGGGAUAUCAUUUGGGUGCAAUAUAGACAAUGUCAGGGUUGGCUAGUCGCUGAUGUGGGUGACGAGACUGGCCUAGUGCCUGAAGAAUUUGUUGAAUGGAUCUAGGUCUAUCCAUUCUAUGUUUUCCACUUUGCCGGGCAAAAAAAAAAAAACCAACCAAAAAACCGUGAUGAAAGAAAACAAAGCGCACGCAUCACAAGCGCCCCAAAAAAAAAUAUUAUUAA